ACCAUGCCGCCGUGGGCAUGGCUGCCUUGACAGACGCUUGUUAUAACAGAGGUCGAGUAACACCAGAAUAAUGUAAUUUUGGUGGGCUCGCAACGGCGCAGAACAUGAAUCAGGGGGUACGUGGAUAUGGAGCUGGGACUCUUUCAAUAGGUCGGUUGCUCGUCCAGAAUUCAUCUCUUAUUUUGUUUUAUUCUCCCUGGAUCCCAUUAGAUAAUGUGAGGCGCAUCCGGGUCGAAGCAAGGUGAAGGGGAAAGACAAAUAGAUGCUAGGGUUAGCUAUUCUGAAGUAAACUGCGCGGAGAUAUCGCCUUGUAAGUCACUCAGGACUUUGUAAGCUAUCAAGGCAAAUGGAAAAUAUGUCAUUAACAAGGCCGAACUGGAUGCUAAAGAGGAAAAUAUCCGGGGUAAUAUCUAAAUACAACAAAAUAAAUAACCUCCAACUUGCAGGGGAAAACGUCGUACGCAUAUAAGCAUUGAAAACAGUGGUCAACGGUGAUCGGGUCGGUGAUGGUGACAAUCAUAAGUCAAGAUAAGCAGUAUGAGCAACAAAGAGAUAACGAGAAAAAACUCAGGGGUAUACAUGCAACAGAGGGUAAAGGAAAAUAAGUGAUGUGGAACGUAUAGAAAAAUGUAAGGGAUUAGGGGUAAACAAGACCUAUUGUAAUGGCCUGGGUGGCGCUGCUAGCAUUCUUUCUUAUCUUUCUCUGCUGCCGACUUCUCGCCCGUAUGCUCUUUGCCGUCGGCGUCUUUAUCGGAUUCUUCACGUUGAGUUUCAUCGCCCGUAUCCUCAGAAUCAACAAUCUCACCCCAGCCGGAUCCACGGCGGCUGACCCGUCCAGACACUCCAGGGAUGGCGCUGCCAACCUGCAUCCCAAUACUUCCGGUAAUGCUGUCGUUUCGGCCGUGGUGUGAAUGUAUACCGCUUCUGACGCUGCCUCGGUCUGUGGCAAUUAUUCCAGACAUGGAAUGGACGCUGGCUCUUUCAUUAUUAGAAGCACCGCCUCGGUUUAGCACACCAGCUACGUUAUGUGUAGACGAGCUGCUUUGGUCCGCUCCAACAACACAACCGACAUGUCCGCUCAACAUACUAAGCGGUAAGCUUUCACGGCUGCCGCUGAAGAGAGACGAGGGCGCAAGUGCUAGAACCGACGCAUUCGUGUCAAGAGAGUUUCGUCGUCGACGCUUGGACGAUGAUGCCAGGGUAAGAACAGAAGCGUUAUCUGUCAGCAGGUUGUUUGCUGUGGCGCUCGAAUAGGUCGUGGGAUUUGGAUUCACGGCAAGAUGUGGCGGAACGGCUGUAAUUGGAGAUGUAGGAAACUGAUGCGUAAAUUGGACACCUGGAUGUUGGGUAGUUGCAUGGUGAGAUCCACCGUGGUGUUCGUUGCCUAUACCAGCGGAAUAGUGAUUCGCAUUUUGGGCUGCGUUGAGCUGGGUCGACGGAGCUGCCGAUUGAAUCGUCGUAAGAGUCGUAGUCAGCGAGCGAACUGACGGCGACGGGGAUGAAAAGGUGCUGCCUUCUCCACCACCAGCAGGAUUAAAGCCAUUGCCGCCGGUAGCACAGGUACCGGCCUUGGAAUAGCCUGCAUCAGAGGCAGUGGUUUCGCCAGUCGUAGAGAGCGUGGGAGCAGCGGAUUUAUCCCCAGUCGUGGGGGACGGGUCAUCAUACUGGGACAGAUGGCUGGGUCGUAUGCUGUUUGCCGGCUCAGAGAAGGAGAGAUGGCCAUUUGUAUGUUCCCCGGAGCUUCUAUCUAUGGGGCCGGAUAGAUAUGGAUUGUUACUCUUCCUGUUUUUAGUGAGCGUACUGGCUCCGUUUCGCUUGUUCGACGCAUUGUUGGAGUUGCUGUCAGACGAGGAGCUCUUGAGAUUGGUGAGGCGUUUCAUCCAGUGGGAGAAUGGUCGUCGUCUUGCAUGGCGAUCUGUAGCUGCAUGUUAGCUUUCUCCGCAAAUUAAGGCUGAGAUUUUUUUGAGUCUGCCACUAGAGCAUACCAGGCGAUGAUUCUGCACUUGUCAUAUUUGGACAGCUGGUAGUUAACUUGUCUUCUUCGUAAACGUUGGUAUGGUGGAACAAGUGUCGAAGUGAUGCCUUCUGCCUUGUUUCCUUGAUGUCGCCCCGGGAGAUCAGACCUGGCCUUGAGCGACGGUAGCGCAGGCAGCCUCAGU
Trichophyton rubrum CBS 118892 is the source of this 2159-nucleotide messenger RNA. RefSeq lists its product as uncharacterized. The coding region runs from base 850 to 1254 and encodes 134 amino acids. The record is from RefSeq and is a predicted model, not a curated record. NCBI's taxonomy places the organism in Eukaryota, Fungi, Ascomycota, Eurotiomycetes, Onygenales, Arthrodermataceae. The transcript has a single exon.